Messenger RNA from Polypterus senegalus (gray bichir), 1203 nucleotides. RefSeq names its product muscle-specific beta 1 integrin binding protein 2 (gene mibp2). Lineage: Eukaryota; Metazoa; Chordata; Cladistia; Polypteriformes; Polypteridae. Gene Ontology annotation, cellular component: cytoplasm. The transcript is spliced from 8 exons. The record is from RefSeq and is a predicted model, not a curated record. The coding region runs from base 265 to 915 and encodes 216 amino acids.
CAGUAUCUGCGAGGGAUCGCAAGGAGAGCCGUUCUUUCCGGCCACAGUGCUGCAGACGAGUGACACCUCGAAAUUUACUCCACCGUCGCUUACAGCUAUGGAGCAAAUAAGUAGUUGACAUUUACUUUACCUUCCCUUUUUUUAACUUUCUUCGCUUCGAUCUCCGUCCUCAUCACCCGGACAUCCCCAAGAUCGAUAUAUUUUCGGCUUUCAAGUGUUCUGUUCACUUCUAAUCCAUCACUCGGUGAAAUCGAUACCAUCAGAAUGAAGUACAUCGUUGGGAUUGGCGGCGUAACAAACGGUGGGAAAACGACCCUCACCAACAGGUUGAUUAAAAGCUUGCCGAACUGCUGCGUGGUGCACCAGGAUGACUUCUUUAAGCCCCAAGAUCAAAUUGGAGUUGGUGAAGAUGGAUUUAAGCAGUAUGAUGUCAUCUCUGCAUUGGAUAUGGAGGCAAUGGUGGCCACCAUUCGCCAAUGGGUCGAAAAUCCAGUGAAGUUUGAACGCUCGCAUGGGGUGAACAACACAUCUAAUGCUGAAACUCUACCGGGAUCUCAUGGUGAAGAUGAAAGUGUCCAUAUUCUUAUUGUGGAGGGGUUUCUGCUUUACACCUACAGACCUCUGAUCGAAGUUUUCAACCAGCGUUUUUUUCUUUCCAUUCCAUACGAAGAAUGUAAAAAGAGGAGAAGUUCAAGAAAUUAUUUGGUGCCUGAUCCACCGGGUCUGUUUGAUGGCCAUGUUUGGCCCAUGUAUGUGAAACAUAAAAGAAUUAUGGAGGAUAAUUGUGUUGAUGUGGUUCAGCUAGACGGAACUCUAAGAAAGGAUGAACUGUACAGCUUUGUCUUUGAGCAGAUACAAAACCAAAUUCAGCUCUUGAGGGAGGAGAAUUUGCUGAAGAAUCUGGAGCUUUUGUAGCCACCAGCAAACACCUUAUUUGUAUGACUCCUGCUUCAACCUGGCAGCUUGUGUUGUAUUUAUAUUUAAAAAGAAAAGGCAGUCAGCUGCUCACUAAUAUGUACAUUUUAUUUAUCAAACAGCCAUUUAUGCUGGCUUUUGGUUUUGUACUCCUGAGUAUUUAAUGCUAAAGCAAAUUGCUCUGUCAAAGCCGUUUCAUCAGGCAUGUUAUCUUAUACAGUCUCUUGACUUUUUAGAAGUCUAGAUUUGGCUGGAAUGCAACAUCAAUAAAAAAUAUCUUUCCAUAAA